Messenger RNA from Chaetura pelagica (chimney swift), 669 nucleotides. RefSeq lists its product as uncharacterized. The transcript has a single exon. The coding region runs from base 1 to 669 and encodes 222 amino acids. The record is from RefSeq and is a predicted model, not a curated record. NCBI's taxonomy places the organism in Eukaryota, Metazoa, Chordata, Aves, Apodiformes, Apodidae.
AUGGAGGCAUUCAUUGCACUUGUCCUGGCUGUGCUGGCCUUCCACAAUGGGGUGUUCCGGGACCACCGGGCACCAGUGGCUGUGGAUGAGCAGAUGCAGCAGCGAGAGGAGUUUCUGCGUCAGGAGAUGAUUCAGCUGCAUCAGGAGAUCGAGAGGAUUGAGGAAAACACACUGGGCUCUUUGUGGAAGCACUGGCUGCUUUGGUGGAAUGUAGGAGUGUGCCUGGUCCUGAUUGCUGCGCUCUGCUGGCGUAUCAGGAAAAGGAAGCUUUGCCGUGACAUCUCCAGUGAGCAGGACAGCUCCAGUAGAAAGGAGAAGGAGGAGGAAGACGUCUACGGUGCACACCAUGUUGAUGGGUCUUGCCUGCCCGACGCAUGCAAGGUGCUGAAGAAGCUGGUGGGUGACCUCCUUGAUGUCUGCAGCGUGCUGUGCAUGAGGACCUGCAUGCCUCAGAUGCAGCCUGCCUUUGGGCUUGACAACGCUGAUGAAGUCUGGAGUGUUGAGGAGAACAACAUCAUGUACCGCCUGCCCGUCUUCCUGCAGCCGCCUCCUGGGCACUCUUUCAGCCUGGAGCUGGACACCUCGGGGCAGCUGCCAGCCAGGCGCUCCAGCAUCCAUGUGCUGCUGGAGUGCACGUGUUGGAGGCAGCAGCUGCUGGGCAAAACCUAG